CGAAGAAGGAGCCGCUAACUGAAAACGUUUCGCAGCUACUGCAGCUCCACCUUCCUCACCUCCGUCCUUCAUUCCUGCGGGGAUGAGCCGCUGGUUCCUGCCGGAGCUCACAUCCCCACACGGGCAGGAUUUUGCACUGAAAGCAGCGCUCAGCAAGGCCAAGGAGAGCGAGGCACGAAAAGCCCAGGACUGUCCUGCUAGCAAAGGUUCGCUCCUGCGGAGCAGCUGAGCUGUCGGAGGUGGAAGAAGAGGGUCAGAGCUGGAGAUGAUACGUGAUUGCAAGUGAGAAAUUGAAUUGCAGAAGCAGAAAGAAGUUACAGGGACCACUUGCCGGGGGCUCUGAAGUGUAAUUGCUGCACAUGGGUGAAGGUUGAUCAGAUCUACUGCUUUACAAAGACUUCACAGCAGCUCAGGAAUGGCAGUGACCUCUUCAUCUGUAGACGAGAAAGAAGACGAGAGCACUUGAGAACCAGAGAAGUUACGGAUGCCCCAAGCCUGGAGCCAUCUAAAGCCGAGUCAGACACAGCCUUGGGCAGCCUGAUCUGGGAUUAAUUUGGCCCUUGAAGUCUAAAAUGUCUUGACGCUCCCUGAGGGAACACAAACAUGUGGGCUCUGCAGAGCAAAGGGAAGAACAGUUGGAUUGAGGAGAGAAAGCAGCUGGGAAGAGCGCUGAGCCACAAGCAGUGCCAUGUACAGUACAACCAUCACUUGGAAUUUAGCAGAGGGUGCCAGCGAUUGACAAACCACCGGCCUCGGCAGCUUGCGAGAUUGCAGAGAUCGGUGCUCCCAGCGUAUCCGAGUGAAAGAGUGGAAUACACACAGCUGGUGGAAAACGUGAAAUUACUAGAUCGCUAUACAAAUAGGAGGGCAGCAAGCGGGACUUUAUACCUGACAGCUACCCAUCUUAUCUAUGUAGAUGCUUCUGCUGAAGUCAGAAAAGAAACAUGGAUUCUGCAUCAUCAUAUUGCAACUGUAGAAAAAUUGCCUCUGACCACAGCUGGAUGCCCACUCCUUAUUCACUGCAAGAAUUUCCACGUGGCUCACUUUGUUAUUGGGCAGGAACGUGAUUGUCAUGAAGUGUAUACAUCCUUGCUCAAACUUUCACAACCAGUGAAACCUGAAGAACUUUAUGCUUUCUCUUACAAUCCUAAAAUGUCUAAAGAUAACCGGGAGAUUGGCUGGAAACUGAUUGAUUUGAAAGUAGAUUACCAGCGUAUGGGAAUCCCGAAUGACUAUUGGGAAAUAACAGAUCUUAAUAAAGACUAUGAGGUUUGCAGCACAUAUCCUCCGGAAAUUGUGGUGCCUAGAGCUGCUAGUAAGGCAACAGUGAUUGGAAGCUCAAGGUUCAGAAGCAGGGGGCGGAUUCCAGUGCUUUCUUACUUAUAUAAAGAAAACAAUGCUGCCAUAUGCCGUUGUAGCCAACCCCUCUCUGGGUUCAGUGCUCGUUGUCUGGAGGAUGAACAGAUGUUGCAGGCAAUCAGAGAGGCCAACCCUGGGAGUCCCUUCAUGUAUGUUGUAGACACAAGGCCAAAGUUAAAUGCCAUGGCCAACCGAGCUGCUGGGAAGGGUUAUGAGAAUGAAGACAAUUAUGAUAACAUUCGCUUUAAAUUUAUUGGCAUUGAAAACAUCCAUGUGAUGCGGAACAGCUUGCAGAAACUCCUGGAAGUGUGUGAAACCAAGUCUCCAUCGAUGAGUGAUUUCCUUACUGGGCUGGAGAACUCGGGUUGGUUACGGCACAUAAAGGCUGUAAUGGAUGCAAGUGUCUUUCUUGCAAAGGCUGUGAAAGAUGAAAAGGCCAGUGUGUUGGUCCACUGCUCUGAUGGCUGGGACCGCACAGCACAGGUCUGCUCCCUGGCUAGCCUCCUCUUAGAUCCAUUUUAUAGGACUUUUAAAGGCUUCAUGGUUCUUAUAGAAAAGGAGUGGAUUGCAAUGGGCCAUAAGUUUUCACACAGGUGUGGCCAUUUGGACGGUGACCCGAAGGAAGUAUCCCCUGUCUUCACUCAGUUCAUUGAAUGUGUCUGGCAGCUCAUGCAGCAGUUCCCCUGUACAUUUGAGUUUAAUGAACACUUUCUUCUGGAAAUCCAUGAUCAUGUCUAUUCCUGCCAGUUUGGAAACUUCCUUGGGACCUGCCAUAAGGAGCGUGAAGAUCUGAAAAUCUUUGAGAAGACCCAUUCUCUGUGGCCUUUCCUCUUACAGAAGAAGCAGGAAUUGAGAAAUCCUUUGUACAGAGGAUUUACAGCUUACAAAGAGCUUCAACCCAACACGCUACCUUUUAGUUUUCAGUUUUGGUGUGGGAUGUACAAUCGCUUUGACAAAGGAAUGCAUCCAAAACAGUGUGUAUUGGAUCAUCUACUGAGCUGCAUGAACCAAAAGAUAAAACUAGAGGACAACGCAUCUGAAUUGGAAAAUAAACUUCCUUUCCUUGAUGGUCCGUUACCCAGUGAAGCUUGCUACUUAUCUAAAGUAGGAUGUGCUGCUUCCAAAACAUCGAUGCUGAACACUCCCCAGGAUUAUCAAGGGGAGCCACCUGCUGUGUUGAGCAAUGGUAUCUCAGUUGGGGAUGCAAAUGUUACAUCAGAUGUGGAGCAGAAAAACAAAGAGAACCUGGCUAAUCGCCGAGACCUCCAUCGUAAUGACAGUGUUGAUGUUUUAAACUCUGAAGCUAAGGAUGGCAAGCCUCAGCACCAUUGAUCAGCUUUGAGAAUUGUGUUCAAUGAAGCAGGUGCUUGUGAGACAUGAAGGAUCUGUGACCCUGCCUGGGUGCAGAGCACCUGGCCAGUGCCUGCUAAGUGUUGCUGUGUUUGUUUGCAGGGCGCUGUGCUCUCGCUGUAGCAGCGCAGUCCAUGUUUGGUUUGGUUUGCAUCAUUUUGGGGCUAAAAUGAUGAAGAUGCAUACAGAACUGCUGAGAGGGCUAUCCUGAGUUACAGUAUAAACCUUAUGAUGUUUGUUUUAAGGCUUAGAAUUGUCUGGCAGUACUGCUAUUUUAAACUAGAAGACAUCAUGGCCAAUUAACGUGGGGUUUAGGAGUCGAUGCAGUAUUCAUGAUGGGAGUAGGAGAUGCAAUGCAUUUAUUCUCAGUGGUGGUGCAGGGUUAUAAAUGCCCUUCAUCUAAAAGUGAAAAAAAAAAAAAAAA
This is a messenger RNA of Meleagris gallopavo (turkey), 3133 nucleotides long. It is a transcript of the gene MTMR8, whose product is annotated as myotubularin related protein 8. The record is from RefSeq and is a predicted model, not a curated record. Gene Ontology annotation, molecular function: phosphatidylinositol-3-phosphate phosphatase activity; phosphatidylinositol-3,5-bisphosphate phosphatase activity. Lineage: Eukaryota; Metazoa; Chordata; Aves; Galliformes; Phasianidae. Gene Ontology annotation, cellular component: cytoplasm; nuclear envelope. Gene Ontology annotation, biological process: phosphatidylinositol dephosphorylation.